CAAAGAACUGGGGGUUGGUCUCACCCCUUGAUCUGGGCGGGGAGGUAAACUUGCCCCUAUCCUUCUGCCUAGCAGUACCCCCUCUNGACGCUCUCACCCCAACCCUGGUGAAUGGAGGAGUCACUCCAGCCAAAGGACUGCAGGCUACAAGACCUGCUACCUAGUCCGAAACAAUCAAUGGAGGCCCCACUGCAAACCGGAAUGGUGCUGGGCGUGAUGAUCGGGGCCGGAGUGGCGGUGCUGGUCACCGCCGUGCUCAUCCUCUUGGUGGUGCGAAGGCUGCGGGUGCAGAAAACUCCAGCCCCGGAGGGUCCCCGGUAUCGGUUCCGGAAGCGGGACAAAGUGCUUUUCUAUGGCCGGAAGAUUAUGCGGAAGGUGUCACAGUCCACUUCUUCCCUGGUGGACACAUCAGUCUCCACCACGUCCCGGCCCCGCAUGAAGAAGAAACUGAAGAUGCUUAACAUUGCCAAGAAGAUCUUGCGUAUCCAAAAGGAGACUCCCACCCUACAACGGAAGGAGCCCCCGCCUUCAGUGCUGGAGGCUGACCUCACAGAGGGGGACCUGGCCAACUCCCACCUACCCUCUGAGGUACUCUACAUGCUUAAGAACGUUCGGGUCCUGGGUCACUUUGAGAAGCCGCUCUUCCUGGAGCUCUGCCGGCACAUGGUCUUCCAGCGUCUUGGGCAGGGGGACUACGUCUUUCGGCCCGGUCAGCCAGACGCCAGCAUCUACGUGGUUCAAGAUGGGCUGCUGGAGCUCUGCCUACCGGGGCCUGACGGGAAGGAGUGUGUGGUGAAGGAGGUGGUUCCCGGAGACAGCGUUAACAGCCUUCUGAGCAUCCUUGAUGUCAUCACCGGUCACCAGCAUCCCCAGCGGACGGUGUCAGCCAGGGCCGCACGGGACUCUACAGUGCUGAGACUCCCGGUAGAAGCCUUCUCCGCCGUCUUCACCAAGUACCCUGAGAGUUUGGUGCGAGUGGUGCAGAUCAUCAUGGUGAGGCUGCAGAGAGUCACCUUCCUGGCGCUUCACAAUUACCUGGGUCUAACCAAUGAACUCUUCAGCCAUGAGAUCCAGCCCCUACGCCUCUUCCCCAGCCCUGGCCUCCCGACCCGAACCAGCCCUGUCCGUGGCUCUAAACGGGUAGUCAGCACCUCAGGUGCCGAGGACACCUCAAAGGAGACUUCUAGCCGGCCCCUGGACUCCAUUGGCGCUCCUCUGCCUGGACCUGCAGGGGAUCCCGUGAAGCCCACAUCCUUAGAAGCCCCCCCAGCCCCAUUACUGAGCCGCUGCAUCUCCAUGCCAGUAGACAUCUCAGGCUUGCAAGGUGGCCCUCGUUCUGACUUUGACAUGGCCUAUGAGCGUGGCCGGAUAUCUGUUUCUCUUCAAGAAGAGGCAUCUGGGGGACCUCAGACAGCAUCCCCUAGGGAGCUCCGGGAGCAGCCAGCGGGUGCCUGUGAAUAUAGCUACUGUGAAGAUGAGUCAGCCACGGGCGGGUGUCCCUUUGGGCCCUACCAGGGCCGCCAGACAAGCAGCAUCUUUGAGGCUGCGAAGAGAGAGCUAGCCAAGCUGAUGCGGAUUGAGGACCCCUCUCUACUGAAUAGCAGAGUCUUGCUNCAUCAUGCCAAAGCNGGCACCAUCAUAGCCCGCCANGGGGACCAGCGGCUCAAAGCAGGCACAGGCUCCUUUCAGGAGAGGAAGUCAGAUGAGUCCGAUGCCAAUCCGGUGUGGUCCCAGGUGGAUGAGCUGAAGAUCUGCACCUACAUUGUACUCAAUGGACGUCUCCGUAGUGUUAUCCAACGAGGCAGUGGCAAGAAGGAGCUAGUUGGGGAAUAUGGCCGAGGGGAUCUCAUUGGCGUGGUGGAGGCACUGACCCGGCAGCCACGAGCCACAACUGUACACGCUGUNCGAGACACCGAGCUGGCCAAGCUCCCCGAGGGCACCUUAGGCCACAUCAAACGUCGGUACCCACAGGUUGUGACCCGCCUUAUUCAUCUGCUAAGCCAGAAAAUUCUAGGCAAUCUACAGCAGUUGCAAGGACCCUUUCCAGGCUCCGGGCUCAGUGUUCCUCAGCACUCGGAACUGACCAACCCAGCCAGCAAUCUGUCCACUGUAGCUAUCCUCCCCGUGUGUGCUGAGGUGCCCAUGAUGGCUUUUACUCUGGAACUGCAGCACGCUCUGCAAGCUAUUGGUCCCACGCUCCUCCUUAACAGUGACGUCAUCCGCGCACUCCUGGGGGCUUCUGCUCUGGAUAGGUGUGUGGGGGUUGGGGAGCGGGGCUGGAAGGGCGGAAGGCCUACUUGUUCCCUGUUACCUCAGUCUAACGCAUCUUUAUUCUCUCCUGGAUCCCAGCAUGAGCUGUAUGAGAAGGUUUUCUCCAGGCGAGCAGACCGGCACAGCGACUUCUCCCGCUUGGCACGAGUACUCACAGGAAACACUAUUGCUCUAGUGCUGGGUGGGGGCGGAGCCAGAGGCUGCUCGCAUAUUGGGGUGCUGAAGGCAUUAGAGGAGGCAGGGGUCCCAGUUGACCUUGUGGGAGGCACAUCCAUAGGCUCCUUCAUUGGGGCCUUGUAUGCCGAGGAACGCAGCGCCAGCCGUACUAAACAACGAGCCCGGGAGUGGGCCAAGAGUAUGACUUCUGUACUGGAGCCUGUAUUGGACCUCACAUAUCCUGUCACCUCCAUGUUUACUGGCUCGGCCUUUAACCGAAGUAUCCACCGUGUCUUCCAGGAUAAGCAGAUUGAGGACCUGUGGCUGCCUUACUUCAAUGUGACCACAGACAUCACUGCCUCUGCCAUGCGUGUCCACAAAGAUGGCUCCCUGUGGCGGUAUGUGCGUGCCAGCAUGACGCUCUCGGGCUACCUGCCCCCGCUGUGCGACCCGAAGGAUGGGCACCUGCUCAUGGAUGGUGGCUACAUCAACAACCUGCCAGGCAAGUGGCUGCCCACUCACAUCUGCAUGGACACUUGUCACCAGACACAUGCCCACACUGACUUCUGCACCUGCAGACUGGAAGGGACAGGUCCAUAUGAAUGGAGAAGCUCAAGAGGACACAUACAGCUUUGCGAUGAAGGGGGCUCCCCUGAGGGUGCCAGCCCUAGCACUGCCUCAGAGGUGGAAGAGGAGAAGUCCACACUCCGGCAACGACGCCUUCUGCCUCAGGAGACUCCCAGCUCAGUAGCAGAUGCCUGAGGACCUUGACAGGGAACCCCUGUUCCUAGAUUGGGUUAUGGGUGAGCUUGUGGGGGAGCUCACACUAUUAUUCCCGCUGCUGCUAUACUAUGACACUCCCUGGGCCCUUCCCCCUUGGCUCCAAGGACCACACACUGGACUGACUUGCCCUGUCCCUAAGGGGAGGGCAGAACUGCACUGAUGACCUUUGACCAACUAUGUUACCUUUCCCCAAAUAAACUCUUCCCCCUUUUGAAGCAGCCUGGUGCUGUCUUUGGGUUGCUGGGGCUCCUCGCCACACUGUCUGUGCUCNCACAUUGGGCCAAGUCUGAANGAGCCUACAGCUUGUCCCACUGAGGUAACAAUUCCCAUGUGGGUACGCUGCACCCUGGCUCCAGACAAGCUCUGA
Mus pahari (shrew mouse) is the source of this 3577-nucleotide messenger RNA. It is a transcript of the gene Pnpla6, whose product is annotated as patatin like phospholipase domain containing 6. Gene Ontology annotation, cellular component: endoplasmic reticulum. The transcript is spliced from 28 exons. Gene Ontology annotation, biological process: phosphatidylcholine metabolic process. Gene Ontology annotation, molecular function: phosphatidylcholine lysophospholipase A1 activity. The record is from RefSeq and is a predicted model, not a curated record. Lineage: Eukaryota; Metazoa; Chordata; Mammalia; Rodentia; Muridae. The coding region runs from base 112 to 3189 and encodes 1025 amino acids.